This is a messenger RNA of Emiliania huxleyi CCMP1516, 683 nucleotides long. RefSeq lists its product as hypothetical. The transcript is spliced from 3 exons. The coding region runs from base 1 to 594 and encodes 197 amino acids. Gene Ontology annotation, cellular component: cytoplasm; membrane. NCBI's taxonomy places the organism in Eukaryota, Haptophyta, Isochrysidales, Noelaerhabdaceae. The record is from RefSeq and is a predicted model, not a curated record.
AUGCUCAACACCGCGCUCGCCAGUGUCGGGCACAGUUCCGCGCCGCUUCUCCUCACCCUGUACGAUCAGGCUCUGACCAGCCAUCCGCUCGAGACCCGCGUCGCCACAGCUGCCUCGCUCGCAUUCGCCGGCGACGCCGUGGCACAAUGGAGCCAGUCGCGGUCGUACGAUGCUCGGCGCGGUGUCUCUUUUGUGGCUUGCGAGACCUGCUUUCGCGGCAUUCUGCAGCCGCCAAUAUUGCUCUGGGUGGUCGCCACGUUUGCGGGCCGCCUCGCGACCGCAAAGCGCGUGGCGGUCAACCAGUUCGUCGUCUCUCCGCUCGUCUACUUCCCGCUCUUCUGGCUCUGCACCGGAGUCAUCCAGGGGCUGUCGCUGGGAGAGACGGUCUCUCGCGCGCGGGCGGGCUUCCGGAAGCUCUACUCGCGCUCGCUGCUGUACUGGCUGCCGGUGCAGUGCGUGCAGUUCUCGCUGGUGCCACAGCGGUACAAGGUGGUCUUCCUCUCCGUCGCCGGCCUCCUCUGGACCACGCUCCUCUCCGUGGUCGCCGGCUCGGUCCAGCGGUGGCGUCAGCAGCGCCACCCUGCGGGCGACUAGGCCCGUCCCGGGGAGAGAGUCUGAGCGGUUGCUUUCGGUGUGCACUCUUCUUGCGUUUAUUAAUCGCGUGCCCCGGCCCUUCAUGCAAA